CACGCAGUCUACCAUCACAGUAUAGUGCCCAGGUUUAGAGAGCACGCCGUUGACAAUGAGGACCUGUCUACUCAAUCAUCUGUGGGCAUGGCGUACCGUGUUUAUUUUAAUUUUUACACCGUUUUUGUUGCUACCACUGAUUCUAAUCGCUGGAACAAAGGAAUCCAAAUGUGGCUACGUGCUGAUCUUGAUGGGAAUCUACUGGAUCACCGAGUCCCUGCCUGUUGGAGUUACCGCCCUUAUCCCCGUGUUUCUCUUCCCCUUCUUUGAGAUCCUCUCGUCCAAUGAAAUCUCAGCUCAGUACAUGAAUGACUUGAACAUGCUGAACCUCGGGUGUCUGGUCAUGGCCGUGGCUAUAGAGGAGUGGGAGCUACACAAGAGGGUGGCGCUCAGGGUUCUGAUGUGUGUGGGGACGGAGCCGAGGUGGCUGAUGUUGGGGAUGAUGUUAGCCACAUGGUUCCUAUCGAUGUGGAUGUCUAACUUAGCCACCACAGCGAUGAUGAUACCUAUAGCUGAAGCCAUACUCUAUCAGCUGCGGAGUGCUAAGGAUGCCUAUAAAACCCCUGAAAAUGAAAAUGGUAUUUUUGGUGCGGAUACCGAGGAGACAGCUAUAGACCUAGCGGAUUUAAAUUCAGAAAUUCAUCACGAAAAUGGAGAAAACGUAAAUGACAAAGAAAAUGACAGGAAACAGAAAUCGUCAGAAAGACAAAACAUUAGGACCUCCAGUGACACGGACGACGGGUUGACGGGGUUCGCUAAGGGGAUCUCACUCGGUAUCUGCUACUCCGCCACGGCCGGGGGCACAGCCACACUGACAGGCACGGGGACAACUCUCAUCCUCAAGGCUCUCACAGAUGCCCACUACGCCAAGCUGGGACUUAAGAACCCCAUCAACUACGCCUCCUGGAUGGGCCUGGGCUUGCCUGUCGCCUUUAUUGUACUUAUGUUGUGUUGGUGCUGGCUGCAGGUGUUUUUCUUAUCGUGCAGGUUUGGCCAGGGUGUCAUUGUGUUCCUCUUUGGUGUGCUGGUGGUGCUGUGGAUAACACGUGACAUGGGGGGCGUGGCCGGAUGGGGAAGGAUGUUUCAACUACCAGUCCAAGAUGGCGCCGCAGCUAUAUUUAUAGCGGUCCUACUUUUCGCCUUCCCAUCCAGUCUACCAUGUAUCAAAUCUAAGCAAGAUCCUAAGCAGCCUAUCAAAACUACAGACAAUCAAACAGAUCCGAUCAAUGUUGAAGUCGGCAAUAUCGGAGCGCCAGAAAUUCGACCACUGCUCAGCUGGCGAGCUGCCCAAGAAAAAAUACCCUGGCAGUUAUUCUUUUUGCUGGGUGGAGGGUUUGCCUUGUCUAAAGGUAGUGAGAAAUCUGGUCUCUCUGCUUGGAUUGGUCAAGAACUUGAAGUGUUUAGCAGCUGGAACCAAUGGGGAAUAUUGUUCAUGAUCUGUUACAUCACAGCUGCUGCCACGGAAGUGACGUCAAACAUGGCCAUCGCUAAUCUAUUUUUACCCAUCGUGUCACAGUUGGCAAUCAACACUGGCGUCCACCCUCUGUACUACAUGCUGCCCACCACACUGGCCUGCACAUUCGCCUUCAUGCUGCCCGUAGCUACAGCACCCAACGCCCUUGUCUUCUCGUACGGCAGGCUUAGUAUGAGGGAUAUGGCACAGACUGGUCUAAUGUUGAACCUACUGGCCGUGCCGUGCUCCAUCGCAGUGACCUCCACAAUUGGUGACCUUUUGUUUGACUUCGCUAAUGUACCUGUAGAGUUUCUAAACUCCACUGCAAGAGAAGAAUAACAGACAGGUGUAGAAGCCAGGUGUGGCACACAGGUCUCGCAGAUGC
Physella acuta is the source of this 1838-nucleotide messenger RNA. RefSeq names its product solute carrier family 13 member 2-like. Gene Ontology annotation, cellular component: plasma membrane. Gene Ontology annotation, biological process: transmembrane transport. NCBI's taxonomy places the organism in Eukaryota, Metazoa, Mollusca, Gastropoda, Physidae. The record is from RefSeq and is a predicted model, not a curated record. Gene Ontology annotation, molecular function: transmembrane transporter activity.